AUGGCUUCAAUCACCCAAGCCUAUUGCCUCUGUCUCCGCCCACCUCGGGGGAGCGGGGUGGGGCCUGGGCUCACUCAGGAUGCGUGCGCAGCUCGCUACCUGACCGUUGCCGGUCUCCGUCACAAGCUUCCGGUUACCUGCCGGCCCGGGAGGCCGCUCUCCCACCACCGUCCUGGACCCUCCAUCACUGCAGACGCCCCCGAGACGGGGGCCCCGAACCCCAGGGCUCAGAAGCGGCCAUCUCCCAAGUCUGGCCAGGCUGAUGGAGCCAGUGAGGAUUCUCUGCACCUUGACAUUCAGAAACUGAAGGAGAAGAGGGACCUGCUGGACAAAGAGAUCUCCCAAUUCAUAUCUGAAGGCUACAGCGUGGAUGAACUGGAGGACCACAUCUCGCGGCUCCACGAGUACAAUGACAUCAAGGAUGCGGGCCAGAUGCUGCUGGGCAAGCUGGCUGUCAUCCGAGGUGUCACCACCAAAGAGCUGUAUCCAGAAUUUGGCUUGGACAUGAAUGACUGAGCCAAGCCUAACAGCCCCUUGUCCAUGGUCCAUGGGGACAGGCAGAUUUGGACAUUAGAGGCGGUGAGAACCUGAUCAGAACACCCACCGACUUCCCACCACGGAAGUAUCAGAAGUGCUUUUCCAGAGAGCUCAAGCUGAGUGAGGAGGAGCCGAGAGAAGAGGCAGGCAGAGAAGGGCUGUGCCCCACUCCAAGUUUCCCGAAACGUCCAGUGAUAUCUAUGUGUGUGUGUGUGUCUCCUAUUUGUAAAUAAACUUACAGGCAAUCUUGAUAUAAAUCUGUA
Suricata suricatta (meerkat) is the source of this 800-nucleotide messenger RNA. It is a transcript of the gene SWI5, whose product is annotated as SWI5 homologous recombination repair protein. Lineage: Eukaryota; Metazoa; Chordata; Mammalia; Carnivora; Herpestidae. Gene Ontology annotation, cellular component: Swi5-Swi2 complex; Swi5-Sfr1 complex. Gene Ontology annotation, biological process: double-strand break repair via homologous recombination. The transcript is spliced from 5 exons. The record is from RefSeq and is a predicted model, not a curated record. Bases 1 to 516 code for a protein of 171 amino acids.